GUACCGUUGCCUAGGAUUUCAAAAUUCAAAAAAGAAGGAAAGAGGUCGCCGGCCGUUGCCCAAGCUCCCCCCUCUGUCAAUGGCCGCGGAAGGAGCGAGAGCGGCGCAGAGAAGAGCCCUCGCCGCCUUCCCAGGUCACAGAAGACGUGAUCUCCGAUAUCCUCCCGUCGCUGACACCCAAAUACGCCCUCCGCUCCCGCGCCGUCUGCGAGCGUCUGGCUCUCGCUCCGGCUCGCCGCCGACCGCUAGAUCCCCCUUGCUCCCUGCUCCUCUCCUACUGCGAGGCCCCCAAGCCAGCGCGCCUCUCCAACUGCUUCGAGCUCGAGCUCGAGGCCGUCGGGCUCACCACCGACAAGCGCCGGUUGGUCGUGCGCUUCAUCGGCGGACGGCCUCGCCUACAGAGUCCGCGAGGUGCAGCGUCCUGCGACGGCAUCCUCAGCGUCCUCGACGCCUUCUUCGUCUGCAAACCCGCCACGCGCCGGUACGCUCCCCUCCCGCCGCCCCGUGGCCCGUGGGAAUGCCGGGUCGGGUCCUGUGCCGCCGAGACCAACACGGCGGGCUCCCACCGGCCAUCUCAGCUGGCGAGGGGCAUCGAGCGCGCCGUCGUCUGCACUGGACUACUGGAGUGGACGAGGUGGCGUCGGUGGAGCGCGCGCGCCUGCACCAACCCGCCCGGUCCUUCCUUGUACACGGCACGGCAGCCUGCAGUCCUGCACUGCACUGGGCGCCAAGCGGACAACAUACUGGCCGGUGUUGGACAGUCGACACAGCUGCUCAUCCCCGGCUCAUGGUCAUGGAGGAGCACGAUGCAAUGCCAUGCUCUGCCCUAGGGGCUGUGGCGAUUGUGUCUGACGACAACAAGGGGAAAUUACACUACAGCCGUCUAUCUGUUCUGAUGGCUGCCGCACCCUGCUAUUCAGUUGGCCCGCGAUCAGAGACAGGCACGGAACUCCCCAACAACGCAAUCACUUGACGGGGCGAGCUCCCCCUCCCCAUCGAUUUCCCCAACAACUACAGGGCGAGCUCCCCCUCCCCCUCGAUUUCCCCAACAACUACAGGGCGAGCUCCCCCUCCCCCUCGAUUUCCCCACAGCGCACGCAGUUGACGGGACGACACGAACCCGAGCGAGCACCAAGAACAAGGAAUCCGUCCUGGUGCCCCAGCAGCGCAGGCCCUUGGCGGGAUGACGAGAACCGGAUCAAGCGCCAAGAACAAGGAAUCCGUCCAGACCGAGAUCGACAUGGAAUCGAAGAGGUCGUCAACGGCGGCGGGGCACAUCGCUGACCUCCCCGAGCAGAUCUGGUGGGCAAUCCUCGAGCGACUCCCGCCCAAGUCAGUCCUGCGAUUUCGUGCUGUCUGCAAAUCUUGGCUCAACUGCAUCAGCAACAACAAUUUCCUCGAAGAAUACCAUGGGCGCCAAAAGCCACAGCACCUGAUCGUCCCAGUCGAUCCAGACAACACCAGGCAUAAGAUGAGUCACCGUGUAGAUGCUGUUGAUUUCCAGCACCCCGAGGACGGUUUCCGCUCCAUAAUCAGCUUCACCAGCUUUGGAGUAUUUGAGGUCUUUGAUCCAGAUGAAGAAACCGCAGAGCAUCUAAUGUCUGCCGUACAGGGCUCAAUUGGAGGCCUCCUCCUCGUCUCCUUCGAGCACAGGUGCUAUAUCUGCAACCCAAGUACAAAAGAAUCACGCCGCCUCCCACAGCUGGAUGACCAUGAAAUCUUGGGACUGUACAUGCUGGGCGAUGAGUUUAGGGUCCUCUAUCUCAAGGAAGAUGAGGAGGGUGAUGACGAAUUCUUCGUCCUGUCAGUGCAUCAAUCUCUUAGCAAUAAAUCCAUUGGGUACUGCCCUGUGUCGCCCGCGGCGAAUCUGCCAGAAAUUGAUGGACCGAAGAAGCUGGGGUUCAGCCUGCAGAGUUCGGCAAUUGAGCCGCCUGCCAUGGUCGGGGCCAACCUUUAUUGGGCACCGUUGGAGCUGUGGCCACGGGAAAUUACAGUUUUUGAUUGCCAGUCUGAGCUUUUUCACUGGAUGAAGCUUCCCAAGACCAAGGAGCGCUCCAAGAGCAACACCAACAAUACGAUGAAGGUUCUUGAGUUGGACGGCGAGUUGGGGUUGUCUCUUCACAGGAGGGGUGAAUCAAGUGUUGAGCUAUGGGUAUUAGAUUCUCUGAAGAUGUGGGAGCUCAAACACAGUAUUCAGUUGCCGGUUGCAGAUAUCACUGGCUUUGGAGCACAUACCUGGGAUCCCUUUCUUAUGUCCAUGGAUGGAGGUGUGAUCGUAAGGUGCGUGUCCCAGGGCCAGGGCCAGGGAGGGGAAGGCCAACAAGGCACUCAGGCGCUCCUGUACUGCAACAGACACGGAGAGCUAGCGCCUGGACCACUGUUCGUAGGCGAUUUGGCUGCGCCUGCCAUACACCUAUUCAAGCAAAGCAUUAGGCGACAUGCCCUGUUCCAGGGGCAUCAGCAAGAUGCUACGUCUCCCUUGUCACUCUUCCGGGACCUCUAGAUCAGCAACCUUUCAGAGAGAUUCAGCCUGCUGCCAGGUGAUUUGCUUGCACCUGCUCCAGGAAAGUAUUAUGCGACAUGAUAUGUUUCCAGGUGCAUAAGGAGGAGGAUGCUGUUUCACCACUGCUUCAGGAUUUGCAGAUCACAGCUCCUACUUGCCGUGCUUUCUUGUAUAUUGGGCCCUCUGAUGCUGAUGUCUCACUAAUGUUCCAAGAUCUGUAGAUUAGAGCUUGUGCCUGUCAAUGUAUUUUUUGGAGAUUGACCCUGCACAUGAUUUCUUUUCUGAAUAUCCCUGUAUUGUAAUUGCAACGUCUAGUGUUGACAUUCAAACUGAUUAGCUUUUCUUAUC
Triticum urartu is the source of this 2851-nucleotide messenger RNA. Its product is annotated as F-box protein At5g62510. Gene Ontology annotation, molecular function: protein binding. NCBI's taxonomy places the organism in Eukaryota, Viridiplantae, Streptophyta, Magnoliopsida, Poales, Poaceae. The record is from RefSeq and is a predicted model, not a curated record.